GGUGGUGCACAUGUGGCCUAUAACCUAUUUUAGAGAAAUAUAAUCAGAAUAUUGUAAGAGCUUUCAUUGUCUGCUUAUAUGCCCCCCUUAUUUAUCCUACGGUUCUGCCUUGGUGUACAGGGAGAACACUGCAUCCCACUUUUUUUAUUUUGUUUGCCCCAACCAAAAUGUACAUGAUAAAAUGCCAUUGAUCACGUGUCAUGUUCAGGGACGUGAACUCCACUUGUGGGAUCAUGAGUCGACGACAGCAGUCAGAAUAGAAUUUAGCGCCAUAGGAAAGGGGAUCUCAAUGCUUUGCAGUCGCUUCCUCUCCUUGCUCCCUUCUCUUCAUCCAUACUGACCUGUGACUCAUGGAUAGGUAAAAGCAGAUAACCUAAGCAUAGAUUUCCCGACUUCUGCAUUGUUAAUUAGGCAGGGAGAGAAGGAAGCCUUAUUAUACGAUUGAGAUGCGCACAGGGUGCUGGCAGAAUAGUAGUACGGCGCAGCACGCACCCAAUAAAAAAUGUAUUGAGCAACAUGUUCUAAUGGUUUUUAACAUAUAUAAUUUUGUGUUUUAUUUUCAGUAACAAAUAAUUAUUUAUGCGCGUCGACAGUGUAAAUAGAGCAAUGCACGCGUCUGCUGGGACGGGAGUUUUUAUCUUGUCCUUGACAUCAAUACCCAUUUCAUUUUUCUUCAACUCUCUGAUCUACACUAACAGCAUUGAGACAGUCUUUUUCGCUGGAUCUACAACUGUUCUUAUCUUGGCUAUAUCUGCAUGCUUUCUAUUCAAGAAGAAGGCACCCAAAGACCCUCUAUUCUAUGUGUUUGCAGUGUAUGCAUUCCUGAGUGUGGUAAACCUGAUCAUUGGUCUGGAGCAGGACAGUAUCAUCGAUGGUUUCAUCACCUUCUAUCUCAAAAAUGCAAACCCCUACAUUAACACGGCCCAUGGACACAUUAUCUCCUAUUGGGAUGGAUGUGUCCACUAUCUCAUGUACCUGCACAUGGUUGCAGCUAUAACCUGGGGGGCAAGCUACAGAGCCAUCGGCCUGUACUGGGUGGGGUCCAUUCUCAUGCGUGUCAUCGUCUACAUUCCUGGAAAUGUUGUGGGGAAGUAUGGUACCCAGCUGAGCCCCCUGUUCCUGGUCCACAUGCUCUACGUCGUAGUUUCGGUGUGGGCCUGCUUCCGCGUCUUCAGCCAGUCCACCACCAGACAGGCUCGGACAAUGAGUAUCAAUGAGGCCCAGAGGACUACUCUAUUGGAGAGGCCCCUAGACUUUCUGUUUGUCAUCUACCUCGUCCCUGCUACAUUUUUUUGUGUCUUCAGAGGCCUGGUGGCCCUGGACUGCCCGACAGAGUGGUGUCAGGAGUACACACAGCUAUAUGAACCUUACCUGAAGGACCCCUCGUCUUAUCCUAAAAUACAGAUGAUAGUGAACAUGCUUUACUCCGGUCCGUACUACAUCAUUGCACUCUACGGGCUGCUCGUGCCUGGGUGUGAGUGGAUGCCUGACCUCACUCUGGUCCACUCUGGGGCAAUAGCACAGGCCCAGUUCUCCCACAUCGGUGCAUCUCUCCACACGCGGACGCCAUUCUCCUACAGAGUACCAGCUGACAGCCAGAUUGUCUUUCUAUUAGUCAACGCCGUGUAUGCCAUCGUACCCCAAGCCCUCUGCUACCGCUGUGUCACUAGCCCUGCCUUCUUCCUCAGAGACCAACAAAAUGACAAGAGGACUGACUGACGGAACUGGCUGACUGACCAACUGACUGGCUGGCUGACCGACUCAGGCCUUGACUACGCAGAAACCAGUCCAAAAGUAUCUCUCUGCCUAUCAUAACCGCAGAAACCAGUCCAAAAGUAUCUCUCUGCCUAGCAUAACCGCAGAAACCAGUCCAAAAGUAUCUCUCU
Oncorhynchus mykiss (rainbow trout) is the source of this 1886-nucleotide messenger RNA. RefSeq names its product transmembrane 6 superfamily member 1. Gene Ontology annotation, cellular component: lysosomal membrane. Lineage: Eukaryota; Metazoa; Chordata; Actinopteri; Salmoniformes; Salmonidae. The record is from RefSeq and is a predicted model, not a curated record.